Penicillium concentricum is the source of this 231-nucleotide messenger RNA. RefSeq names its product Major facilitator superfamily domain general substrate transporter. Lineage: Eukaryota; Fungi; Ascomycota; Eurotiomycetes; Eurotiales; Aspergillaceae. Bases 1 to 231 code for a protein of 76 amino acids. The record is from RefSeq and is a predicted model, not a curated record. The transcript has 2 exons.
AUGGUCGCAUUUAGGCUGUUUGGUGCUCUCAUCGGGCUCGCAGUUGAUGCCACUACAUUCAGCAGUGUCUUCGCCAACAGAAUUGAUGGUAUCGUGUUGCCUGCUUCGCUGGCAUUGUUGAAAGAUCCCACAUUUGGAGCAUUGGGGCUUUUGAGCUCCCUAUUUGUGGAGGAAUUGACCAUGGAGACGGAAGAGCUGGGUCGCCAACAUUUUGAGCAUGAGUCAGAUUGA